Messenger RNA from Paramisgurnus dabryanus, 2610 nucleotides. Its product is annotated as zinc-binding protein A33. Gene Ontology annotation, molecular function: protein binding. The record is from RefSeq and is a predicted model, not a curated record. NCBI's taxonomy places the organism in Eukaryota, Metazoa, Chordata, Actinopteri, Cypriniformes, Cobitidae.
CCUAUCAGUCAGCUUAAUUUAACCCCUCUCUCUCAUGCACAACAUCCCAGAGUUCUCUCUGCUCCAGUUUGACAAGGAGAACUGGAAUGCACACAAAUCACAUGAAGGACACAAACAAUAACUUCAACAAAUCUCUCCUUUAUGACCAAAAGGAGAAGCUUAUCCAGUCAAUUAAAAAGAUUAAACAUGAAAUUGAUGAAUGUUAUGAAGCGGAGAAUGACACCUUUGUGGAAGCACUGGCGGUUGAGAACAGAUUUGAAGAGAUAGAACGUGAAAUCCGAGCAGAGUUUCAGAACCUCCAUCGCUUUCUAUAUGAGGAAGAGGAGAUGGACCUGGAACGACUGAGGAAGGAAAGGGAUCGUCGAGUGAAGAUCUUAAAAGACAGAGAGAAGAAGAUUGCAAUGCAGGGCAGAGAUCUAGAAAGAGCCAUCGAGACUUUAAACUGCAAGCUGAGGGAAGAUGACAGUCCCAAACUUCUCAAGGAAAUCAAAGAGCUGCUGAAAAGAUGCGAAGUCAAUUUUAUCCGGCCUGCCCCAAUAGACAGUGAAAUCUGCAGUGGUCAGUUUGUUGGGCCCAUUCAGUACAGGAUCUGGAAGCACAUGAAAACAUCCCUUUACCCAAACAUAUCUACGCUGACCUUUGACCCUGAAACGGCACAUCCCCUGUUGACGCUGUCUCCUGAGAGAACAUCUGUGAUUUUUGAGGAGGACAAGGAAGUGCCUAAGGAGAACCCUGAUGAAAGAAACCCAAAACGCUUUCAUUACUACUAUUGCGUAAUGGGCUCCGAAAGCUUCACACAUGGACGCCAUUACUGGGAGGUGGAGGUGAAAGGCAAAUCCGCCUGGCGAGUGGGUGUGGCCAAAGCGGACGUACACCGUGGGGAGAUGGACUCCACUACCACGUUGAACGGAAUGUGGACGUUGUCCCUCAGAAAUGGCUCGAUGACGGCCUGCACCCAUCCGAAGCCCACACAGGUGCGCUCGUCCGCACAUCUCGUACGCAUCGGCAUCUUUCUGGACUGUGAUAAAGAGGAGGUGUCUUUCUACAAUGCUGUGACCAUGGCGCCACUCUUCUCCUUCUUCAUGGGAACUGUUUUAGAGCCAAUCUAUCCGUUCUACAACCCAUGCGACAACGAUGAAGGGAAGAAUUGUGCCCCUCUUUCUAUCUUUCAUCCAUCACUCUGAGAAGACCGGGGUAGUAGAUGGAUGUUUGCUGUCUUUCUGAUCAGCAUCACACCUUAAAAAAAUUCUGUAGGAAUUACAGUGUUACUUGCAGCUGGUUGACGGUAACUUACCGUAGAUUUAAAUAUAUGUUAUUUACUGGCAACAUUUUGUUUAAAUUAAAUGAACAUUAAACAUCUUUGUCUUUACAGAGUAAAUCUAAAAUAACAGCAUCAAGCAAAGCAUUCUGGCAAACAAUCUGAAGCAAAAAAAAAAAAACAGAAAAAGGUUGAUGAUGAUUUCUGGUUACCAGAAUUCUUUGCAUGAGGCUGUUAUUGUAUAAUUUUAUUCUUUAAAGAUAAAGACUUGUUAAUAUUUAACAUUUAUUUAACUUUGAACAAACUCUUGCCAGUAAAUGACAUAAAUUUAAAUCUACGGUAAAUUACCGGCAACCAGCUGCAAGUAACACUGUAAUUUUUCGGGGUUUUUUUUACAGUGCACAUUAAAUGUUGAAGGCAUAGAAAUAUCACUAUAGAGAGCAGUUCCUAAUGCUUAGUUGUCUGUGGGUCAACUAUUUGAAUUAACAGUAAGUUACUGUAAUGUGAUAUUCAGUACAGGAAGAGUAGAUUUUUGCGGUGUAUUGUUUCAUGCUACAAUUAUUAUUUUUUAUAUGUAUACAAAAAAUAGUUCACCCAAUAAUGCAGUUUCACCCUUUCAUAUUAAUUUUUAAAUAUUAAUUUAAUGCAGUUGUUUAUUUUUGUGGUAUACAAUGAUGUUGGAACAGAUGGCCAUGGGUACAUAAUGACAAACAUUUUUGGUAACCUAUUUUAUUUUUUUAUCAUUUUUUUUAUUUCUAUGCACUUUAUUUAUAAAAGAUGUCAUCAUGCAAUCAUGUUUGCAAGCCAUCUGUGAAUCUCUAGGAAUGUUCUGACAUUAUAAAAAUGAGAAGGAAAACCUUAACCUUAAGCUCCGCUAAUGUGGUGGGCAAUUUCUUAAUUUUUACCUUCUGAUUUCUGACUUUCAUUAUGUGCAUGUUUCUAGUUACAUCUUUUUGAUCUUGCAAAUGUUAGCUAUGUCUUGUUUAAAGAAGUGGAUUUUUUUAGAAGAGGAGUUUUUUGCUAAAAAAAAGUUGCAUGCACUUAGAGGGUUUUGCGGUGAAAGACAGUCAAAUUUGUUAAAUUGCAAUAAAAUGACUGUAUGAAGUGAGAUUUUGUGAAAAUACAGCAUUUCAGUGACUGACUUAUAACAUUUUCAUUGCCAUUAAAAUGAAAUGACUGAUGCACUUUUUUCGGUUUUGCAUCUGAACUCUUUAUAUGGUUACCUCAUACUGUUUACCUCUAUGUGUCUAUAAAUACAGACACAACUGUUAUGUUUAGCCCUGGCACUACAAUGGAAACUAUGUGUUGUUGGAAAGCCAAAAAAGGGAGACAGAGAGAGGGGAGGUAAAUGC